AUGAGAGGGGUAAGAUCUGUACGUUUCUGGCCCAAGGACCCAGAAUUUAGCCUCAGCAGUGACAAGAAAAAGAAAGAUUUCUACGAAACCAACCAGAUUUUCAGAAAGAGCAACACGAUACUGGUGCCAUUCAUCCCGAUCAUCAACGAGACUACUGUAUACAAUCUGUGCCUGCGAACCCGCAGGCAGAAGUGUGAACAAUGUCUGAAAUCCACUUCCGAACCCAGCUUAGAGGAGGAGCUGAAUACCAACUGGAUGGAUUGUGGCUUUACUCCUCAGUCAGACAUAGAAGGCAUGAAAGCCAUGAUCAAGAGCACAGUGUGCAGCUACUAUGCACUCUUAAAUUGUAGCCAUGGCACCAUGCCUGUGCAUGAGGAGAUCUCCCUGGGCAUUGCUACUCAUGGUCUGCAACUUUGCUUCCUGCUGGCUGCUCGUUCAGAUGAUCCAGAUCGUGGUGUUGGAGCAAUAAUCUACAACAAGAAGCAGUAUAUUGUUGGAGCUGGCUAUAAUGGGUACAUCAAGAAGGCAACAUAUGGAAACUUCCCUCGCCGUGGGCGAAAAAAAAAGUCAAUACCAGCCAAAGCCAAAUCCAUGGUUCAUGCAGAAGUGAACACACUUCUCUUCAGGUCAGACAGGGACAUCGAUUCUGCUGUGCUGGUUUCUUCCAAAAUACCCUGCAAAGAAUGUGAAAUGAAGAUCAUCGCUUCUGGCAUAAAGACUAUGGUUUCUGUCAAAGAUUUGCUGGAAUCAGAGAGGGAUAAAGAAUGGAAACACAUUGUGUGGAAGUGGCCCGAAGACGUCCAAGGAAACAGCAAACCUCUGGAUUCUGAGUCUAAGCCAAAGACCGAAUCUCCUGGUGAAUCUCCUGUUGGACUGCACCGCCUGCCGAGUAAAGCUGACCUAAUGAUGUUUCUGGCUAUGCAUAUGGAAGCAUCUCCCUUGUGCAUGGAACCGAAAAAAAAGGGCAAGCUUAAAUUUUGUAAAGCAGGCAUCGCUAUCCUGAACACGGAGAGAAAUCUGAUCCUUGCUAUUGACUGCUCCAGAGGUGGGCUUCAUGCCGUGCAACAAGCGCUUAUAUCCUUUCCCAGGCAAGUGCAGGGAUGCACAGUCUACCUAUCCAGAUAUCCCUGUACCCACUGUGCGACACUACUCAUUCAAGGUGGUGUUCAGCAAGUUUGUUAUUGGCCUAACCUGGAACUGGAAAAGAAAGAUGACAUGGCUAACAUCACUCGUGUUACUCAACUGUUUGUUGAGGCUGAAGUCAUUAUUGAUAUGUACAUUCCAUUACUGAAUUUAGAAAAAGUUCGGAAGAAAAUAUCACCAAAAACAGCUGUGAUGCCGACACAUAUCAAAACAAAAUGCAACUCAUUUUUUGACUUAACAAAUAUAUUGGAUAUCCUGGAAGCUCUGGGUUCAUCGCAUAUGAAAGAAAAAGAUUUCAAGGCCAAAUUCAUGUGCGAGAUAGAAAAUGCACACACAUGCUAUUGUGAACUACUGAACAGUUCUGAUGGCAGCUUUGAACACCAAAGAUCAGCUGAAGGUCACAAUGACAAUGUGAAUGGGACACAGCCCAAUGAUGCUUUGGAGAAUGAUAAUAAGGAUAUUCAUGCCUUGCAGCUGUGCUUCCUUCUAGCUGCAAGAACUGAUAGUCCAGAUCGCGGAGUUGGAGCGAUAAUCUGCCAGGACGAAUGCUUUGUGGCAACGGGCUACAACGGUUUUGCACGAGGUUGUUACCAUGGUUGCUACCUUUCAAGUCGCGACCAAAGUGAGACUAACAGCCCCAACCUGCUCAUCUGUGCAGAGGCUAACACUCUUUAUUUCAGGCAUAAACAGGACCUGAAAGAUGCAACAUUGUACACCAGCUCAUAUCCCUGCCCUGAGUGCUUGGAUUUAAUCAAAGAAACCAAAGGUAUCACAAGGAUUGUUUGUGUGAAACCCGAAGGUGAAUUUUCCGCCACACCCAUGGAGGGAAUAACAUGUAAAAUGUGGAAACAAAACACAGGCAUAAAAGGAGAUGCCAUAAAUUGCCUGGACUUCACGAGCUCAAAUGAGAAGCUUAAGCAGGAGACCACAGAUGAGGGAGAAUGUGAGUGAAGCAACAGAUGGUGGUCAGCGUGGAUUUUACUGUCGCAGUGCCUCAGAAGCCCUGCAAGAAAACAGGACCACGCUGAGUUGAUGGGAUGACUAUUCAUACUCAGCACCCAUCAAAAAGCUUCCUUCACUAUCUUUUACAAGCAACCAAUAGUUUGUAGUUUAAAUCAUUGGUGCAAUAAUAACACUUUAAAAUUGAACAAAGGAAAUAGGAAGUAUGAAAGUCCAGUGAAAUACAAGUGCGAAUUGAAGGUAAAAUUAAGGGAGGAAAUAGAGGGAAAUUAUUUAGUUUACUGGUUGGGAAGCAGAUCUGGGAAAUAGGUGGUAGUUAGAUGGGUGGCUAAAUGUUCCAGCAGAACCAAAUCUUGAUUAGUCUAGCUGCUGUUCGGAUUCCUUUGCUGAUCAUUGAGCAGGGCGUUCACAUGUGAUGGCAGCAUUUUUCCACAUUACACAUUGCACCUGCAGACCAAGUAGGUUUUAAGGUUUCAAGGUCAGUUUAUUGUCACAUGUACCACAAAGUGCAGUGAAAUUUGAGUUAUCAUACAGCCAUACUAAGUGAAAAGUAACAAGACACACAGACACAUGAAAUAAAAUUUAACAUAAACAUCCACCACAGCGCCUCCCCACAUUCCUCACUGUGAUGGAAGGCAAUAAAAUCCAUUCUUCUCCCUCUUUAUUCUCCCGCGAUUGGGGUUGUCGAACCAUUCACUUUUAGGGACAUCAAAGCUCCCACAGUCGAUGAUCCGAAGCUCUCGCAUCGGGGUGAUCGAAACUCCCACAUCGGGAUGGUUGAAACUCUCCGAGGCUUGGAGCUCCCGAAUCGGUCUCUAACCAGGCACCGCGGUCUCCAUGAUGUUAAAGUCCACAGACCCGCAGUUACUCUCCACAGUCGAUCCCCGGCAAAGAGAUCUAUGGCAAAGAGAGCGCCGGGUUGGUUUCCAGGAACGGCUGCGCCACUCCACGAUGUUAGGCCGCAGUGGGGACGGAGAUACGAUACAGAAAAAAAUCGCAUCUCCGUCGAGGUAAGAGCCCCCCAGCCCCCCACAUAAAACCAAGGAAUUAAAACAUACUCUUUAACACGUACUUAAAAUGACAAAAACAGUAGGAAGGACAGACAGACUGUUGGCGAGAUGAAGAAUGGCUGAUUUAAGGGUGGCACAUCUGCUCACAGUGCAGGAGACCCAUGUUCAAUCCUAAUCCCAGCUGUUAUCUGUAUGGUGUCUGCAUGUUCUCUCUGCUACCACGUGGGUUUCUCCAGCUACCCUAUCCCACUCCAUAGAUGUGCAAGUUGGUAGAAUCUGGGAGUGCCGUAUCCGGUCAUCCUGCGAACCGUUGUUCCUCUUCUUACAUGGCUCUCUUCAGACCUUGUUCCUUCCACAGCUGACUUUGAGGGUGCGGAAAGUAACCCCCCCCUCCCCACCCCUCUGGGCUCCUCUUACGAGCCUUUUGUCCAGCGUCCUCCGCCAUCGCCGUAACCCUCCACCUCCUCUCUGAUUCCCAGUCUUCAGGACUGAGCAGAGGCUAGGCUCACUGGACUUCCAGGCCGAUUCCCGGUUCCACAGCGGGCAAGCCAGCCUUGCUGUUUGAUGCCGCGGCAUGCCGGGACCUUCUCACCGUGCCAAGUUGGUGGUUGGUGGUCAGCAUGGACUUGGGCCAAAGGGCCUCUUUCCAUGCUGUAUUUUCUCAUGACAUGGCCAAAAUUGAUACAAAUAACUUCUGCAUUAAAUAGCCAUAUUAGGCCAUAUUGGGUUGUUGGGCUGUGAGUAAUUGUAAAGUAAUGGAAGAACAAUUGUGGAAAGAAAGCAAAGCCCCUAGAGUGAGGGAAAAGGACUGACAGGUCAUCUUUGUGCACAUCUUUGUGCUCUCUUUUUUACACAGAGAGUGGUAAAUCUCUGGAAUUCUCUGCCACAGAAUGUAGUUGAGGCCAGUUCAUUGGCUAUAUUUAAGGAGGGAGUUAGAUGUGGCCCUUGUGGCUAAAGGGAUUAGGAGGUAUGGAGAGAAAGCAGGUACAGGAUACUUGUUGGAUGAUCAGCCAUGAUCAUAUUGAAUGGCUCGAAGGGCGGAAUGGCCUACUCCUGCACCUAUUUUCUAUGUUUCUAUGUGCCCUUCAACAGGAUCAGAUUUUAAUUCAUCAGAGAUGGUUAGCGUGUAAUGGAAUGAAAAUGACUUUAUUCUGACCAAACUCCAGCUUUAUAUUGCUUUUUACUUAGAAUACCAAUGUAUGCAAGAAUGUUAUUUUAAAUCAAAAUUUUAAUCCAGCUCAUGAUUGAAUUUGUGUUUUUAUGACAAUUAAAAUCAAUGGUGAUGGUAAGGAAAAUUCUGUUUCAUAAUUUUUUUAAAUCAAAGCUGAUGUCUACAUUUUGACAAUAUGGCCCUUGAAUGAUUGUGAAGUACUUUGAAAUGUUCAAUGAGAGGCUCAGUGUGAUUGCAGGCCUUCCUUGGGUUUGUUUUCAAUCGAUGGUCCUUUCCAAAAUUAUUAUGGGUCUCCUUUAACUAGAAGCUAAAUAAUGACCUGUAUCACCCUGCUCUACUGCAACCAAAGCGAGAGUCCAGUAAAAUGUAACAAAUAUCUCAUGAUGACCAUGGAAGCAGAUAGAAAUUGUAGGAUCAGGUGGUUGGUGACUAACUCAGUUAUGCAACUUGAUUGUAUGUACAACUUAUUCCAAAGGCCGUUUUUAAUGGUGUUUCUCUCUAUGAUCCUCAGUUGCAAUCACAAUGCUCAGUUCACUUUGACGCGUGCCAGUCCAAUUUUAUUUCUGAACGACUUGGUGGGUCUCAGUUUGGACAGAAUCUGGAAUAAGAGUGAAUCAUUUCCAGAAAGGCUGUAAUUCAAUGACUCUUGUAAUUAUGAGAGCAACAAUCAUGCUGUGAGCCACUCAGAUUUGAUUUUAGACUGAGUUGCAUCAAUGCACUGAUUAUUUAAGUUUCAUACUGCAGUGGUGGAAAUGUUUCAACGUUUCUUCCAACGUGCAAAGCUUAUCCCUGCACCUGAGAUUGGCUUGGGGUGCACACAUAAUUACCUAGACCUAGCAGAGGUCAGUUCGUGAUGGACUGAAAGGUCUUUUUCUGGGAGCAUCCUCUCCCAGCCCCAGUACCAACAAUGAUGCUCUGCCUAAACUCCCUCAGUACUUUAUUCACAUCCCUGAUGUGGGGGGUUCCACCUGAAACAUCAACAAUUCCUUUCCUUCCAGUCUCAACCCGCUGAGUUCGUCCAGCGCAUUGUUUGCCAUUCUACUACAAGCUUCGUUGCUCCAGGGAUUUCCUGGAAGAUGAUUCAAAGACAUUCUCCUGUGGAAAAUGUAACAACCUCACCAGCAAGUGACACUCAAACUGGUGAAGGAGCAUUGUGAAAUCCAUUGAGCCCCUCAGUAGCAGGACCAAGUGAAGUCUGUGCCGUCUAUGAAAGGAAUGCAGGGCAUCCCAUACAACCCAUCACCACCUGAUCCACUUGUGGCAGAGUCUA
Messenger RNA from Leucoraja erinaceus (little skate), 5554 nucleotides. RefSeq names its product cytidine and dCMP deaminase domain-containing protein 1-like. Bases 1 to 2094 code for a protein of 697 amino acids. The transcript is spliced from 16 exons. The record is from RefSeq and is a predicted model, not a curated record. Lineage: Eukaryota; Metazoa; Chordata; Chondrichthyes; Rajiformes; Rajidae. Gene Ontology annotation, biological process: dTMP biosynthetic process; dUMP biosynthetic process. Gene Ontology annotation, molecular function: dCMP deaminase activity. Gene Ontology annotation, cellular component: cytoplasm.